AUGUCAUCACAAUCAUCUGAUGCUCUCGAGCUCAAAGAAUCCGAUGCCAGUGUCUCUCAGAUACCGGCAGAGGUUUCAUACAGCAAUGGCGGCUGGGAUGAUGACCCUCAAAACCCAUUGAACUGGUCGAAUGCCUGGAAAAGGACAAUCAUUGCACUGAUUGCCUUCGCCACGUUCAACGACGCUGCAGCAUCAACCAUUUUCACCCCAGGGGUACCGCUCGUUCUCGAAGAAUUCCACACGACAAACCCCACCCUAUCACCGUUUCUCAUAUCGAUCCAUGUCAUUGGCUUCGCAACGGGACCGCUGCUUUUCUCCCCUCUCAGUGAGAUCUACGGGAGAUGCCCUAUCAUUCAUAUUUCAAAUAUCACUUUCUUUUUUUCUUGCAUUCUCUGCGCCCUCAGUGUCAACGUACCUAUGCUAGCUAUAGCUCGCAUCCUUCUGGGAGUGGCUGGUUCCAUACCCAACGCAUUGGCAGGAGGCUUUGUGGCGGACAUGAUCCCUCUUGAAAAGCGGGCGAGCUCGCUCGCCUUGUUGACCGCCGGGACUCUAUCAGGCACGGUGGUCGGCCCGAUUGCAGGCGGUUAUAUGGCACUAACCGUGGGAUGGAGAUGGACCUUCUGGCUCGAAGCCAUUCUGGUUGGCUGCAGCACGAUAGCAUCAUUCCUACUCCUCCGAGAGACCUACGCACCGACGCUCCUCCGAAGAAAAGCCGCAAAACUAGGCACCCAAAAGCCCUUCAAAGAAAGCGAGAGCCAGUGGCAAGUCCUGCGGAGAGGCAUCUCACGACCGAUGAAGCUCUGCCUCUACUCGCCCAUCGUGAUGAUCAUCUCGCUCUACAACUCCAUCGCCUACACAUACAUGUACUACAUGGUCACCACCUUCCCCACGCUGUUCGGCGAAGAAUACGGCUUCAACGCAGGCGAGGUCGGCCUCACCUACAUCGCCCAAGGAGUCGGCUGCCUACUCGGCCAGGUCGUGGUCGGCCGCUUCGCAGACUGGUACAUUGUACGCCAACGAGCCCGACACGGCACCACGACGCCCGAAGACAGACUGCCCCCCGCAAUCGUCGGAUACGCCAUUCUCGCCAUCGGCAUGCUGUGGUUCGGGUGGUCAGCACAGGCCCAUGCCCAUUUCAUGGUCCCGAUUGUCGGCUCCGGUGUGGUGGGCUUGGGCAUCGUGGGUGGGUUUCUCGUCGUUCAGGUGUAUAUUGUGGAUGCCUUUGAGAUCUAUGCUGCUAGUGCUUUGGCGGCCAAUAACCUUAUAAGGGCUAUUUUUGCUGCCCUCCUGCCCAUGUCCGGCCCGGCGAUGUAUGAUCGUCUUGGGUAUGGCUGGGGUGAUACCGUUCUCGGCCUGGUGGCGCUGGCUAUUGCGCCGACUCCGUUGUUGCUGAUGAAGUAUGGGGAGAGGAUUCGGAGGCGGUGGCCCGUAGAGCUAUAG
This is a messenger RNA of Aspergillus bombycis, 1440 nucleotides long. RefSeq names its product MFS transporter. Gene Ontology annotation, molecular function: transmembrane transporter activity. Lineage: Eukaryota; Fungi; Ascomycota; Eurotiomycetes; Eurotiales; Aspergillaceae. The record is from RefSeq and is a predicted model, not a curated record. The transcript is spliced from 5 exons. Gene Ontology annotation, biological process: transmembrane transport. The coding region runs from base 1 to 1440 and encodes 479 amino acids.